Molecule: messenger RNA, 2976 nt
Organism: Salvia miltiorrhiza (redroot sage)
Lineage: Eukaryota; Viridiplantae; Streptophyta; Magnoliopsida; Lamiales; Lamiaceae
Product: putative UDP-glucuronate:xylan alpha-glucuronosyltransferase 3
Exons: 4
Coding region: 1029-2840 (603 amino acids)
Biological process (GO): xylan biosynthetic process
Molecular function (GO): glycosyltransferase activity
Source: RefSeq, a predicted model, not a curated record
UUGUAUUCCAUCUUCUUUUCUCUUGUUGGUUUUGGAUUUUGUAGCUCGUUUUAUGCAGUUCAUUCCGAGAUGUUUGCUUUUAGUUGUGGCUGGAUCGUCAAUUUUAGGAUUCUUUGAUAUCAACGAUUCAAUUAUUUGGAAUGUAAUAAACAGAGGCCAUGGCGGUGGCCGACGGUGGUGGGUCUAAUUCUUUCUCUCAGUGUAUAAUGAGAGUGGAAUAAAAUGGCUGGCACAGAGUUAUGGUGUCUGAGAUUGUCGGUGUGAAUAUAAUUAUGGAUCUUUUGAGCUAAUGAGCUAAUUUUUGAGGACUUUAGUGAUGGUUUGGUGAUAAGGUAGUUGAGAGCUUGGAUUGAAGAACUUCCUGUUUCCUUCAGAUUAUAAUAAGUUUUCUUGUUUCAGAAUGGAAAAGGUUAAUCCUGGUUUAGGUGCAGUGUUAGGUGUUGAAUGUUUCAGUAACGUGUAUGGGGUAUGUGCUGCUGUCAAAAAUAAUUUAUUGAAGAUUUUGUUGUAUGGUCUUAUAUUUGGUGCAUUCUACAAAUAAUUAAUAGAGAAAAUUUGGUGUACAUGCCUUCCAUUGUCGUUGAGUUGACUAUUUCCAAACCUUCAAAUUAGUAGAAGUAUUGUUGGAGGUUCAUGAUUUGGUUAAAUAUCUGGUAACUAAACAGGCUACUUGCCUGCUUGGUGAAGUGGUUGGAAGUAUGUGGACUGCUAAACAUCUUAUUGGUGAUAUUUUUGUUUUCCCGUGGACGUUGUUUUGGGGUGGGGUUGGAGGGAUUAUGAUGUUUAUGGUUAGGCAUAAGCAGUCAGGACUUGAUCAGCAAAUUCUAUGGUUUGACUACGGCGGAUUCAACAGAUUGAGUUUCAGCUUCUUUAGGUUCUUAGGUUUCCUUUUAAUGCUCCAACUUGUAUGGGUGUUGUGAGCAUGGGAUUCUGUAUGCAGCAAGUGGAACAAUGAUGAUACAAGCAAAAGAAGGUUUCUAAGAAGUAGAGUGUUUAAAGAUGGGGACAGGUCCCUUUAUCGUUCCAGUAUGGACAGGAUAUCGAGCUUCAAGUUCUCUACCUUGAAGGUUGUGAUGGUCAUCAUCAUAAUUGGAGCAUUUUUCACAUUUCUACGUCCUCCAUCAAUUCAUGAUUCAGAUCAUAUGUCCCGUUCUCGAUAUAGGUACUUGGUCGAUAAAGGAAUAAGUGAUAGAUUUGGCAUAGAUCAAAGUUACACAUCACAUUUAGAUAUCGACUGGGAUGAAGCAUCGGCAGCAAUGGAGAGAUUAACCGACAGGGAUGAGUAUAAGGGAAUAGGGUUGUUGAAUUUCAACGAGGAAGAAAUUAGUCAGUGGAAGCAGUUGUUGCCAGAUGCAGAUCACAUUGUACUUUUCACAGAUUACGCCUCACCCAAUGUCACUUGGGAAACAUUAUAUCCAGAAUGGCUAGAUGAGGAAGAAGACUUUGAUAUUCCCACUUGUCCUUCUUUACCCAAAAUUCACUAUCUGGGUAAACCACGGCUGGAUCUUAUCGCAGUGAAGCUUCCCUGCGAUAAAUCCAAGAAAAACUGGGCAAGGGACAUAGCUCGUUUUCACUUACAACUUGAAGCAGCAAGGGUAGCUGCAACGGCCAAGGGGUAUCAUCCUGUGCAUCUUCUACUUAUCACCGAGUGUUUCCCGACCCCUAAUCUGUUUACUUGCAAAGAGCUAACUGUAAGGGAAGGCAAUGUAUGGCUGUAUAAACCCAAUUUAAAUAAACUGAGGGAAAAGCUGAAUCUUCCAGUCGGGUCAUGCGAACUUGCAGUUCCUCUUAAGACAGAAGAAAAUUGGAACUCAGGUAAUGCAAGGCGAGAAGCAUAUGCAACUAUUCUGCACUCAGCUCAUGUCUAUGUCUGUGGGGCAAUUGCUGCAGCUCAGAGCAUCCGUAUGGCAGGUUCGACUCGUGAUCUCGUAAUACUUGUUGAUGAUACUAUCAGCGACUACCACAGGGGCGGUCUUGCGGAGGCUGGGUGGAAAAUCCAUACAAUUCAAAGAAUCAGAAAUCCAAAAGCAGAACGAGAUGCCUACAACGAAUGGAACUACAGCAAAUUCCGUCUCUGGCAACUAACGGAUUAUGACAAAAUUAUAUUCAUAGAUGCUGAUCUGUUAGUUCUCAGAAACAUCGACUUCCUCUUCGAGAUGCCAGAGAUAACAGCCACAGGAAACAACGCGACCCUCUUCAACUCAGGAGUGAUGGUGAUCGAGCCAUCAAACUGCACGUUCCAGCUGCUGAUGGACCACAUCAACGAGAUUGAGUCCUACAACGGUGGAGACCAGGGCUACUUGAAUGAGAUCUUCCCAUGGUGGCAUCGGAUCCCUAAACACAUGAAUUUCUUGAAACACUUUUGGAUUGGUGAUGAGCCGGAGAGAAAAGAGAUGAAGACGCGUCUCUUUGGUGCUGAUCCGCCCGUACUAUACGUGCUUCACUAUUUGGGGCUGAAACCAUGGCUAUGCUUCCGGGACUAUGACUGCAACUGGAACGUCGACAUAUUGCAGGAGUUUGCAAGCGACGUUGCUCACAGGACCUGGUGGAAGGUCCAUGAUGCAAUGCCGGAGAACUUACAGAAGUACUGCUUGCUUCGAUCCAAGCAGAAGGCCGCGUUGGAGUGGGAUCGCAGACAGGCUGAGAAAGGCAACUAUAGCGACGGCCACUGGCAAAUUAAGAUACAGGACUCACGGCUGACAACUUGCUUCGAAGAUUUUUGCUUCUGGGAAAGCAUGCUGUGGCACUGGGGGGAGAAGAACUGGACAGACAACGCGACAUCGACUCUGCCGCCACCACCACCAUUAUCGACACAGGCAGGUUCACUGUCUUCUUUAUAAUAUGUGGCUUAUUUUUUCAUUUUUUUCUUCUUUCCUUUUGCACCUUGCAUUCUUUUUCUGAUGUGGGGUGACAGAAAAUUUAACGUUUUACGGUAUAGAAAUGAUGCUUUUAUAAAGAUUUGAGGUUGAGGAGUAA